AUGGAGAAGUCAUCAUCAGCUAUUGUUGUUUCUGAGCCUGAAACAAAGAAGAUCACGAAGGGUGAAAUGUAUCGGCCAUGGUCUGAACUCACAUAUCCAAUUGUUGAGAUGAUCUAUGGUGGUCUGGAAUUCCUAGAUAAAUGCCAGAUGGUAUCGGUCUGUAACUCGUGGAGAAAUGUUGCUCCAGAGUUCGCGAGACGCUGUCUUCAGCAGGUAGUUCCAUGGCUACUCAUCUCUUAUGAUGCACAAAGCAGGGAGGCUUUUGGUCUUCUCAACCUCCAUGACAAUUUGAUUCACCAAACAAGGAUCCCACAGAUCAACAUGAAACUAUGCCUUGGUUCCAGUCAAGGGUGGUUGUUUAUGUUUGAGGAUGCAAGGGACCAACCUUUCUUCCGUACUUGCUUCCUACUCAAUCCAUUCACCAAAUCUCGUAUCCAACUUCCAUCUUUCAGAAUUGCUGAGCCUCCAAAUGCUGUUCAUAAGGUGAUGUUGUCUUCUGAUCCUAGGAUCAGUCAAGAUUGGACUGUGAUUGGGUUAGCAUCACGUGGGCUAAUCUUCUACAAACCAGGUUUCAGGUCAUGGUCCAUUGGGUUACCGAGGACCAGAAAUUGGUAUCCUUGUGAUGAUAGAGACAUCAUAUUUUUGGAUGGAAAAGUUUAUGCUCUUGGUAUGUUACAUUCACUUUGGGUUUUUGAUAUGGAAACUCAAAAAUACAGCCUCAAGAGUUCUGGAGUUUCACCAAACUAUGAUCUUAAUCGAGACAACGAUACGAUCGAUGAUGGGUAUAUUAGCUACUUGGUGGAAUCAAAUGGAGAAAUUUUUCUGGUUUCGAGGUUCUUGGAGAAUAUCAGGAAGCCUUGCACUGCCUCCAAUAUCUCAUUGACAUCUGAGUGCUUUGAAUGCCAAACAGCAAGUAUCCACUAUGUGACCUUAAAUUUUUUGUUGUACAAGUUGAUAAAGAACGACAAUAGGAGAAAGAGGACGAAGUAUAUCUGGGCCAGACAACCAAGCCUGGGAGCCGAUCAAGUACUGUUUCUAAGCAAAAGUGGAUCUAAAUCAGUCUCAACUAUCGAGAACCCAAUGCUGCAUGGUAAUUCUAUUUACUUUGUCAAUGAUCUGCAUCCGGGGAAUGGUAAGCCUUGUGACAUAGGUAUUUACCAUUUCCAGGAUGGUCAGUUCGAACCUCUUGCUCAGAUUGAAUCCUAUCCUUUGGAGUUUCCUUUAGUUUGGAUCACACCCUCUCUUUGA
Molecule: messenger RNA, 1248 nt
Organism: Macadamia integrifolia
Lineage: Eukaryota; Viridiplantae; Streptophyta; Magnoliopsida; Proteales; Proteaceae
Product: putative F-box protein At4g22180
Exons: 1
Coding region: 1-1248 (415 amino acids)
Source: RefSeq, a predicted model, not a curated record